This is a messenger RNA of Cuculus canorus (common cuckoo), 3039 nucleotides long. Its product is annotated as venom prothrombin activator trocarin-D. Gene Ontology annotation, biological process: proteolysis; blood coagulation. The record is from RefSeq and is a predicted model, not a curated record. The transcript is spliced from 9 exons. Bases 583 to 2616 code for a protein of 677 amino acids. Lineage: Eukaryota; Metazoa; Chordata; Aves; Cuculiformes; Cuculidae. Gene Ontology annotation, molecular function: serine-type endopeptidase activity; calcium ion binding. Gene Ontology annotation, cellular component: extracellular region.
GAUGUUUUUAAGGACCUUUUUUUAAAAUACACGGGUGAAUGUGUGCAGGAGCACAAGUUUCUUCAGAUUUUGGAUCCCAAAUGUGUUUCAUAGGAUCCAGAAGGUUCUUUUUCCUCUGUCAAUAUUUGUGACUGGUUAAUGAUCAAUCUCUUGACCUCAUAGCUGUUCCUGGUGUGCAUCCAAAUCUCUCUCCUGUCUUCCUCUAAAAAAAAAUAAAGCAAAAAGUGAGUAUAAUUGCACGGUUCCAUGUAAAGGGAGUGCGUUCUGGAUCCUGUGUUUUUGGACAAAGACACAGGGAGCAGAGAGGUAUGUGCUGCCACAUCCUGGUCAGUUAUUUAGCCUGGGCAGGUAAUGUGGAGGAAUGCAAACUUCUCUGUUCUAACUUUUACUGCCAGGUGUGUUGCGGUUUCCUCAGGGGGGUUUGCACAUGUGGUCCUACUUGCCAAGCCCAUCAGUAAUUAGAGAGCAGCUGCCAUCAUUAACUGCUGGAUGGUGUGUGCAGCUCCACCCCUGGCCUGGGCCCUUCGAAGCUCAGACUUGGCCGGCUCUGGAACUGGCUCCUGCUCAAUCUGGGCCUGAUCCAUGGCUCCCGUGUUCAUUGGAGCAUGUUUGUGGCUUCUGUGGGCUUUGGGUCAGACCUUGCACCGCACCCCGGGCUGGGGCUUGCUCUGUGCUUUGCCUUGUGAGUUGUUGGGAUUCAUGUGGCAGCGCAGUGACUUGGAGAAACGAUGGCAAUCAGAUCAAAAUGAGCUCAGAAAUCAGCAGGAAGUCAGAGGAUUCACAAUGCUUGCUAAGAUGGAGAGCAGUUCCUUGCGGGUGCUGUUUCUCCUGCUGAUGUGCUCCAUCCACGGCAGCCCUCUGGUUUCAUGUUCAGUGUUCGUGAGAAAAGACGAAGCACACGAGGUGCUGAAAAUCCAUAAACGUGCCAACUAUUUCCUAGAAGAGAUACGUCCAGGGAACUUGGAGAGAGAAUGCAAUGAGGAAAAGUGCUCCUUUGAAGAGGCUAAGGAGAUCUUCCAUUCGCAGGAGAAAACAAUGGAGUUCUGGUUCAAUUACAGAGGUUUAAAUCCAUGUAGUUCCAGUCCCUGUAACAAUGGUGGAGUAUGCAAAAUAAGACACUACAAUUACUUCUGCAUCUGCCCCCCCAGAUUUGGGGGACACAACUGUGAAAAAGAGCAGCUGGAGUGCUGGUAUAAGAACGGCGGGUGCUGGCAGUACUGCCAGGACAGCAGCUCCUUCCACGUGGUCUGCUCCUGCGCGAAGGAUUACAGCCUGCAUGAGGAUGGGAAGCGAUGCGUGCAAGCAGCACCGUUUCCUUGUGGCCUGAUUAAAGCCAGGCAGGCUCGGAGUGAAGAGCAGCUGGGGCAGGUGAGGCUGCCGAGGAGAUUGUCGGAGCACCGGGAUGAUCUGGCCAAGUGGAAUGAGAGCAUGGAGGGCACAGUUAGACAAACCAGGCUGGAGCAAAGGGCUGGGGAAAACCAGACCUUAAAGGAUGCCUUUGGACAAAGCGCACUCAUAGAGCAUGAUGCUGGACCAGCUGAGGUGGCUGAAGAUGCUUCCAGCUGGAACAAGACACUGGUGGGCUCUGUGACCCAGGAGCCGCAGGGGGAUGUCCCUGCGCAGGAAGAGGCGAUAGAGGGGACCAGCAGGCCUGGCAAGCCCUGGGGUGAGCCAACCCAGGAUCCUGCAGGGCUGCAAGGAACAGCAGAAAAUGCUGCUGGGCAAAAUGCAAUGGGGGAAAGUGCUACCCAGAAUGAUACAGGGGCAAAACAAACCAUGAAUGAUGGGCUCAGUCAGAGCAGGGGAAGCGAUUCUGAUGCACAUCGGUUCACCCAUAUAAACACCAGUGCUGCUGUAGAACACAAUGACUCCAGGAUAACAGGGGGAACAUUGUGUCACCGUGGCCAUUGCCCCUGGCAGGUUUUGAUCCGGAACAGUAAGGAUAUUGGUUUCUGUGGCGGGAGUUUAAUCAGCAGUCGCUGGGUGGUCACUGCUGCUCACUGCCUUGAUCUCGUACGACCACACCACGUUACUGUAGGUGACUUUGACAAAUACCAAAGAGAAUUCAAGGAACAGAAAAUUCUUGUGGAACAGAGCUGGACGCAUCCACAUUAUGAUUCCAAUGACUACAACAGUGAUAUUGCCUUGUUGUACCUGAGCAGCGAUGUUAUUUUUAAUGAGUACGUCAUUCCCAUCUGCCUGCCGAGCCCCAGCCUUGCCAGGCUGCUGUCUGAAGAAGGAACAAUAGGAAUGGUAAGCGGAUGGGGUGCCACUCACAACAGAGGUUCCACACUGCGCUUCCUCAUGAAAGUCCAACUUCCAAUUGUAAACAUGGAGACCUGCCAGCGCUCAACAGACAGGCUGAUCACUGACAACAUGUUCUGUGCAGGGUAUGGCACGGAGGUCGCAGACGCCUGCAAAGGGGAUAGUGGGGGCCCUUUCACUGUGUCUUACCACAAUACGCGGUUUCUCCUGGGGAUUGUGAGCUGGGGUGAGGGCUGUGCUCAGCAAGGAAAAUAUGGUGUCUAUACCAGAGUAUCCAAUUACAUCUCCUGGAUUAAAGAGGUUGUGGAAAGUGUAGCAGAUUCAGGAAACUUUUCCAUUAACUUUUCUUAAUAUGUUCUUUGGAAGCAGCGACAAUUCUCUCUUACAGUGCUCCAGUCUAAGACAUUAUUCAGUUCCUGUCCUGAACAGUGUAAAAAUCAAGAUUAUUGUCAAAGAAAUAGAAUCACAGAAUGGUUUGGUAUGAAAGGGAGCUUAAAGCCCAUCCAGUUCCAACCACCUGCCCAUGGACACCUCCCACUGGCUCAGGCUGCCCAAGGCCCAUCCAACCUGGCCUUGAACACCUCCAGGGAUGGGGCAGCCACAGCUUCCCUGCGCAACCUGGGCCAAGGCCUCCCCACCCUCAGAGGAAAACAUUUCUUCCUAAGAUCUCACCUAAAUUUUGAUUCUGUUUACCAGAAAUGCUUAAAUCAUUCAUCCAGGUUUUCCUGAGUAAAAUACUUGCGUGUAAUAAAGAACAAUUCUGCAAAUAACAAA